CCGCUGCUCUGGGUAUAUCCGCGCUCUCUCUGGGGAGGACGCCCUGGACGGGUUGGGGGUCACACUCUAUACUCACAGGUCAGCCAAAGUCAAAUUCUUCAGCCAGCCAAUGAUACGCCCAUCACCAGCAUUGCUGUCUGAGACUCCCGAGGGAUCGAUAAGUAGCAUCCGUGUUCCCCUGCUAUCCCUUCCCCUUGCCAUCCCUCCCCGUCAGGAUUUGGACGGCUGCUUGUCAUGCGAUGCACCGGCUUGCCGUGCAGCAGGAGAAGGGGGGAGGUUGAAGCUUUUCGGGGAGAUCUUGGGGAAACAGACGCUGCAAGCGCGCGGUAGGGUUUAACAGCCGUGUGUGAAUGGCUGCAAAGCGUGAGUGUAAGUGGGCGUGUCGUGUGCGAGAUGUUGCAUGGCUCGGCCAUCCGGUCUAUCUGUCUCCAGGCCGGUUCGAUGGUGGUGGCAUUCGCGGUGAUCCGUCCUAUCGUAGAAUCUGAUGGUGGCCAUCCCGUACAUACUGACUUACAACAUCCGCAUAUCCGCACCUACAUCCAUCCAUACAUCGUCCAUACAUACAGGUCCCUCCCUUUGCCCAUACAGUAUCUUGCUGCGGUGCGUUGCUGCAGCGGGCAGAUGUUCGGAGAACGCUCCCUCCUCCAUCCAGUUCUUUCUUUGCCCUUCGCCUUGAGUCUUUUGCUCUUUUGCCCCCUCAGUCCCAGUCUCAGGUCGCCCGCCUCUCCCUAUCCCUCCCUUCCCUUCCCUGCUACUUCUCACUUCUCACUUUUUCUCUGCCUUGCCACCCCACCUGCUCCUCCACAGCCCUUUUUCCACUAAGCACAAGGACCAAGACCAAGUAGAAGAGAGCACU
This is a messenger RNA of Amorphotheca resinae ATCC 22711, 856 nucleotides long. RefSeq lists its product as hypothetical. The transcript has a single exon. NCBI's taxonomy places the organism in Eukaryota, Fungi, Ascomycota, Leotiomycetes, Helotiales, Amorphothecaceae. The record is from RefSeq and is a predicted model, not a curated record. Bases 394 to 822 code for a protein of 142 amino acids.